Molecule: messenger RNA, 1663 nt
Organism: Perognathus longimembris pacificus (Pacific pocket mouse)
Lineage: Eukaryota; Metazoa; Chordata; Mammalia; Rodentia; Heteromyidae
Gene: Scrn2
Product: secernin 2
Biological process (GO): proteolysis
Molecular function (GO): dipeptidase activity; cysteine-type exopeptidase activity
Source: RefSeq, a predicted model, not a curated record
CUCCGUCCAAUGGGAGGGAGCCGUCCCGAAGCGGAGCCGGCGGCGUCGGGGGGCCGAGCUGAGGGUCCUGGAGGCCGGCAGAGGAUGGCCGCGUCCAGCACUGAGGCCCCUUGCUCCUGUGACUGCCUGGUGUCGGUGCCCCCGGCCUCAGCCAUCCCGGCUGUGAUAUUUGCAAAGAACUCGGACCGACCUCGGGCAGAGGUGCAGGAAGUGGUGUUUGUACCAGCAGGUGCCCACGCCCCCGGAGCCGCCUCCAGUCGUUUUCCUUUUCUCCUCCACCUGCAGUGCACCUACAUUGAGGUGGAACAGGUAUGCAAGACUUACGCUGUGAUUCUGAGCCGACCUUCUUGGCUGUGGGGGGCUGAGAUGGGUGCAAAUGAGCAUGGUGUCUGCAUUGGCAAUGAAGCCGUAUGGACCAAGGAGCCUGUGGCCGAGGGAGAGGCCUUGCUGGGCAUGGACCUACUCAGGUUGGCUUUAGAACGGAGCAGCUCUGCCCAGGAGGCCGUGCAAGUGAUCUCAGACUUACUGGAGCGCUAUGGGCAGGGAGGCAGCUGCCGGGAAGACCCUGAGCCAUUCUGCUACCACAACACCUUCUUGCUGGCUGACCGGAAGGAAGCAUGGGUGAUGGAGACAGCUGGGAGGCUCUGGGCUGCUCAGAGGAUCCAGGAGGGGGCCCGAAACAUCUCCAACCAGCUGAGCAUUGGCACGGACAUCUCAGCUGAACACCCAGAGCUUCGGAGCCAUGCCCAGGCCCAGGGCUGGUGGUCUGGACAGGGCACCUUUGACUUCGCACAGGUCUUCUCCCUGACCCAGCAGCCUGUGCGCAUGGAGGCUGCCAAGGCCCGCUUCCGGGCAGGGUGUGAGCUGUUGCAACAGCGGCAAGGGGCCAUCACAGCAGAGGUGAUGAUGGACAUCCUCAGGAACAAGGAGAGUGGAAUCUGCAUGGACUCUGGAGGCUUCCGCACCACAGCCAGCAUGGUGUCCAUCCUGCCCCAGGAUCCCACGCAGCCCUGUGUCCACUUCCUGACAGCCACACCAGACCCAUCCAGGUCGGUGUUCAAACCUUUCAUGUUUGGGCCGGGGGCAGCUCAGGUCCCCCAGGUCCUGUCUCCCACUUUUGGAGAUCAAGACCCUGUUCGGAUCCUGCCUCGAUAGACUCAGGUGGAUCGCCGACACGUGCUCUACCGUGGACACCAGGCAGCUCUCGGGUUGAUGGAGAGUGGGCAGGAGAGGGGACAGCAGCUCCGGCAGAAGCAGCGGGACCUGGAGCAGGAAGGCCUGGAGGUUGCACAGGGACUACUGACCACUGAGCAGACCCCAGCACCCCAGGAGCUGGGCAGCCUCUUCCAGGCCUUUGUGGAGAGGGAGAGCCAGCUCUAUGCGUAACCAGGCGGUCACAGGCCUGCUGGUGCUAGCUGCCCUGGACUGAAGGAAUCCCUCAGCCAUGUUCUAAGUGGGUGGGAGGGCCUUUGAUGCAAUAAAUGUGUUCUAGUAACUGUUCAGUGAGCUGGAUCCCAGGCCCAAGGUAGGGUAGAACAACAGAGGGCAAAGAGCAGCCCAGAAUGGCCUUGGGGGCCAGGCAGAGAAUUAUUUUUGUGGUACUAGGCACUGAACGCAGGUACAUUUUGCUUGCUAGGUAAGUGCUUGACAACUGGCGCCCUUG